Messenger RNA from Aureobasidium pullulans EXF-150, 1438 nucleotides. Its product is annotated as NADH:flavin oxidoreductase/NADH oxidase. NCBI's taxonomy places the organism in Eukaryota, Fungi, Ascomycota, Dothideomycetes, Dothideales, Saccotheciaceae. Gene Ontology annotation, molecular function: NADP binding; FMN binding; NADPH dehydrogenase activity. Gene Ontology annotation, cellular component: intracellular anatomical structure. The transcript has 5 exons. Bases 43 to 1332 code for a protein of 429 amino acids. The record is from RefSeq and is a predicted model, not a curated record.
AUUAAAGCAUCAACUUGAUUUCACACAUCACCCAAUUUCAUCAUGCCUGAAGCAAUCUCUCACCAUAACAUUACUGAGAACGUCGUAGGAGAGUCUAAGCACAUUAACCGUGCUGCUCCUGGGGCUCCUUACUUUACUCCUCUUCAAUCUCCUCCUGCAGGUGCAGCAUUUGUCCGCGAGGAUGGCAAGACAGUGCCCAAAUUGUUCCAGCCCUUGAAGCUUCGUGGCUUGACUCUCCCUAACCGCAUCUUCCUGUCUCCUCUGUGCCAGUACAGUGCUGAGGACGGACAUAUGACCGACUACCAUCUGGCACACAUCGGUGGUAUCGUGAAGCGUGGCCCCGGUAUGACUAUCAUCGAAGCCACUGCCGUUACUCCUGAGGGCAGAAUCACCCCCGAAGAUGUCGGUCUUUGGAAGGACAGCCAGAUCGCUCCCAUGAAACGUGUUGUUGAUUUCGCCCACAGCCAGAACCAACUUAUCACAAUCCAACUUGCACACGCCGGCCGUAAGGCAAGUUGUGUAGCUCCCUGGUUGAGCGCGGCUGCUGUUGCACCCAAGGAGCAGAACGGGUGGCCAGACAACGUUCUUGCACCUUCUGCUAUCCCCUGGAACGAGCACCACGCAAACCCUCGCGCCAUGACCCUUGAGGACAUUGAGAGCUUCAAGAAGUCUUAUGCUGACGCUGUUCGCCGUGCUCUGACCGUGGGCUUCGAUGCAAUCGAAGUACACGCGGCACAUGGCUACCUUCUCUGCUCGUUCCUGUCUCCCACAUCGAACCAGCGUACCGACAAGUACGGUGGAAGCUUCGAAAACAGAACCAGAUUUUUGCUUGAGACCGUCGAUCUUGUCAGAGAGAUCAUCCCCGAGACCAUGCCUCUCUUCGUCAGAGUCAGUGGAACCGAGUGGCUCGAGGAGGUCGAGGAGAUCAAGGAAAGCUGGACUUCUGACCAGACCGUCAAGCUGGGAGAGAUCCUUGCUGAACGCGGCGUUGACUUGAUGGACAUCAGCUCUGGCGGUAACCACCCUAAGCAGCACCCUCAUGCAGCCCCAGGAUACCAAGCACCUCUCAGUAAGGCAGUCAAAAAGGCUGUGGGUGACAAGAUGGCCGUCAGCGCUGUCGGUAGUAUCCACACUGGCAAGUUGGCCAACGAGCUCCUUGAGGAGGGCCUUGAUGUCAUCAUGGUUGGACGGCUGUUCCAGAAGAACCCUGGCGUUGUUUUCGCUUUUGCGGAGGAACUCGGUGUUGAGGUCAACAUGCCAAACCAGAUCAGAUGGGGAUGGUCAAAGAGAGGUGCUUCUCAGUUGAAGACUUUGUUAGACUCCAAUCUGUAAGAUGUGUAUAAACCAAAAGUGCUUUGUAGAAGUACACUAGAUCGGCGGUAUAGAAAUCCACCGCGGCUUGGAACGCAUGUUCCUGAAUGAUAGUCACGUCACCUCG